AUGGAACAAGAAGAAGUUGAUAGUUUUGAUAAAACGCUAGAAAGUAAAACAAAGUCACUCGAUUCAAACGGACGGCAUACACAAUUUUGGGAAGAUCAAGAUAAAUAUAUUUUUAAACAUUUACUUGUUCUUCUAUUAUGUGUAUUAUCUAGUAUGUUUACUACAUAUCUUACAAAUAAUUCUUAUGGUAGUUAUAUUCCUAUCAUGUUAAUAACCAUACAUGAAUGGUACAAAUUUUAUCCACAGCAGACACGUUCAUAUUAUGGUUUAUGUAGAUUAUUAUUAUUUAUAUUAGUUAUCAGUUUAUGGAUUGUAUUUAUAUUAACUCUUAUUAUCGGACGCAUUACUGUAUUAUUAGGUUAUCAUUAUAUAUCAAUAAAAAAAAAUCAGCAUUUAUUUCCAUAUGUAUUGAUGUUUACUGCUUUUGUUAGAAAUGAACAUGAUAUGAAUUUAAAUGAUAAAAGACGUUAUAUCAUACAUUUAUUAUAUGAUAUACCGGCAUUUUUAUUAGUUAUAGUAUUUAAACUAUUAAACAAUCCAUUAAAUGCAUUAUACAGUCAAAUUACUACAUGUUGUUAUUUAGGCUGUUUACCUACUGCGGCUGAUGUACAUACAUUGAAUAAUGUAGGAAUUAAAUAUGUUUUAAAUAUGUGUGCUGAAUAUAACGGCCCGUGUAAAACAUAUGAAAAAUAUAACAUAAAGCAGCUACAUUUACCAACGGUAGAUUGCACAGCACCAUCAGUAUACACAAUAGAAAGAGCAGUUAAAUUUAUGAAUGAAGCAUAUGUAAAUAAUAAAAAAAUAUUUGUUCAUUGUAAAGUUGGCAUGGGAAGAAGUGCUGCUAUUGUAUUAUGUCAUUUGGUUGCUAAUGAAAAUAUGUCUGCAGAAAGUGCAUUAAAAUUAAUGAAAGAAAAAAGGCCUGAAAUAUCAACUAGUAUCAUUAAACACAAACCUGUAAAACAGUUUUUAGCCUUGUUGCCUAACGAUAAAGUUCAGUAG
Molecule: messenger RNA, 999 nt
Organism: Didymodactylos carnosus
Lineage: Eukaryota; Metazoa; Rotifera; Eurotatoria; Philodinida; Philodinidae
Source: the annotation of a GenBank genome assembly